GGCCAGGUUUGCGCCACUGAGCGUGCACGGUUCCGCCACAGUCCCCGAUGCGCAUGCGCUUCUUGUAAGUCUCCUCUCUGUUAGGCCACAUGCGCCGCCAUCUUGUCUUGCCCCUCAUGCGCACGCGCCUCCCCCAGCUUGUCUCAGUGCGCAGGCGAAUCGCUCCCCAUUCCCUGGGUGCGUGCGCGGUUGCCCACCCGGCGAGCGCUCUGAUUGGCCGCUGUCUGAGCAGGGGCGGGGCUAGCGCCAAAUACAAACGGCCACGGCCCGCGCGAGCUCCAGUUUGUGCCGGACCCGAAAGAGAGCAGGGAGCUCGGCACCAUGCCGUCCCAGCAGAGACCCAGCCUGGCCGAGCCCCGCCGUACCAGCCCCCCAGCCCACGUGCGAGUCUGCGUCCGCCUGCGCCCCUGCAGCCAGGGGGACCCCUGCAUCCGCGGCCUGGAUUCCCGCUCCCUGGAGAUUAUCAGUUGGAGGAACAAGAUGGAGACUAUGCAGUACCACUUCGACACCUUCUAUGGCGAUCAAGCCACCCAGCAUGACAUCUACACCGGCUCCGUGCAGCCUGUCCUGUGCCACCUGCUGGAGGGGCAGAACGCCAGCGUGCUGGCCUAUGGGCCCACCGGGGCUGGUAAGACGCACACCAUGCUGGGCAGCCCAGAACAGCCAGGUGUGAUCCCACGAGCGCUGCGGGAUGUCCUGCAGAUGACACGGGAGGCGAGCUGCUCACCUGGGGGUGAGGAGUGGGACUACUCCAUCUCCAUGUCCUACCUGGAGAUCUACCAGGAGAAGGUGCUGGACCUGCUGGAGCCGUCCCAGCAGGACCUGCCGAUCCGGGAGGACCGGGACCGGAACAUCCUGAUCCCGGGGCUGACUGAGCGGGAGCUGAGAGGCUUUGGGGACUUCGAGCGGCAUUUCUUGCCGGCCAGCCGCAACCGCACGGUAGCCUCCACUCAGCUCAACGACCGCUCGAGCCGUAGCCAUGCCGUGCUGCUGGUGCGGGUGGCACGGAGCCAGCGGGCGCCCCCCCACCGCCGCCGCGUGGCCAAGCUCUGCCUCAUCGACCUGGCUGGCUCCGAGGACAACCGGCGCACCGGCAACCGUGGCCUGCGGCUCAAGGAGAGCGGAGCCAUCAACGCCUCCCUGCAUGUGCUCAGCAAGGUGGUGGAUGCCCUCAACCAGGGGCUGUCCCGUGUGCCGUACCGUGACAGCAAGCUCACCCGCCUACUGCAGGACUCCCUGGGGGGCUCGGCUCACAGCGUGAUCAUUGCGAAUGUUGCCCCGGAGCAACACUUUUAUUUUGACACACUGAGCACGUUGAACUUUGCUGCCAAGUCCAAGCAGGUGGUGAACCGGCCCUUCACCCAGGAAACGCUGCAGGCCCCAGCUGCACGCAAGAGACCUCCCGAGGACCCUGGAGCCGGCAGUGAGGGUGCCGGCCCCGGGGCCAAGAGACCUCCCGAGGACCCUGGAGCCGGCAGUGAGGGUGCUGGCCCCGGGGCCAAGAGCCCUCCUGAGGAGGAGCCCCCCGAGGCUGAGCCGCUUAGCUCCCUGCUGCCCCUGGAGCAGCUGGACCCAAGGCUGGUGCAGCGGCUGCUGGGGCUGGAGCAGCUGGAGAAGCAGCAGGGGGGGGCCGGGCGGAGGCUGCCGCUGCUCAGCACCCCCCGGCGGGAGCGGGUGGCUCUGCUGCGCCAGCUGGAGGAGACGCGCCGCGAGCUGCAGAAGCUGAAGGAGAGGCAGAAGGAGCUGGAAGCCAUGGCGCUGCUGGACAAGGCCUGUCAGCCCAAGCCCCUGCAUCACAGCAAGGCCCCCGCCAGGGCCCGGAAACAGGCUGUGGUCCUCCCCCUGCAGCAAGUGCAGACCCCCGUUGGGCAGCAGGCCAUGCCCAGUGGAGCCGAAGGGAUCCUGGUCAUACAGAGGAACCAGUGCCAGGCGGCCGGCGCAGGGGCUGAAAACCGGGCCCCAGCCUGGGAGCUGCUGCUGCGCCCCGACCUGCUGGCGCGGAGCCGGGAGAACCUGCUGGCGCUGCUCAACCAGGGCAGUGCCAAGGAGCUGCGGGCCCUGCACCGCAUUGGGGAGAAGAAAGCCCAGCUCAUCCUGGCCUGGAGACAGCUGCAUGGGCCCUUCAGCCAGGUGGAGGACCUGCAGCAGGUGGAGGGGAUGACAGCCAAACAAGUGGCCUCUUUUCUGAAAGCAAACCUGCUGAGCGCCCUGGGCUGCGUCCCGCCCCUGCCCCCGCCCCCCGCUCAAUAA
Molecule: messenger RNA, 2250 nt
Organism: Gopherus flavomarginatus (Mexican gopher tortoise)
Lineage: Eukaryota; Metazoa; Chordata; Testudines; Testudinidae
Gene: KIF22
Product: kinesin family member 22
Exons: 13
Coding region: 322-2250 (642 amino acids)
Biological process (GO): mitotic spindle organization; microtubule-based movement; DNA repair
Molecular function (GO): microtubule motor activity; DNA binding; microtubule binding
Source: RefSeq, a predicted model, not a curated record